Callorhinus ursinus (northern fur seal) is the source of this 2603-nucleotide messenger RNA. RefSeq names its product G protein-coupled receptor 52 (gene GPR52). The record is from RefSeq and is a predicted model, not a curated record. Gene Ontology annotation, cellular component: membrane. Lineage: Eukaryota; Metazoa; Chordata; Mammalia; Carnivora; Otariidae. Gene Ontology annotation, molecular function: G protein-coupled receptor activity. Gene Ontology annotation, biological process: G protein-coupled receptor signaling pathway.
UUUUAGAAUUAACCUCGUGUGUGUGUUUGUCGGGGGAGUUAGCUUUUUUGAGAAAUGAGAGAGAAAUAGAUCAUGAAGUUGAUCCACCAGCAUCAAACCCUGAACUGAGUCCAAAGACACUUUUUGCUGCAAUGAACUUUUUCUUAGAUUUGCGACUAGAUCUUAGAUCUUAGUUAUUUAAACUGUAAAGUAUGAAUCCACUUCUUAUGAUAGAUGAAGCAGAAAGCCUGAGACAAUUUAAGACUUUUUCCUCUUCUCAUUCAUUCUAAUUGAUCCCUAACAAACUACCUUUCUGAGGAGAACAAACACCGCACAAAGGCUUUUCUUCCCUUGUCAAUUGAUUUUUUUUUUCUUUUUACAGAUUUAAUUUUUCAUAGUGCAAGGUAAUAAGAAAUCCAUUUUCUCUAGAAGUGCCUGUGUCUUCAGAAGUUGUUUGAGAGCACUGGAGGAAGCUCAUCAGUGACCUUUUUUCACCUCCUUUCUAGCUUACCUCCCUCUCUCCCCCCGCCCCCCACCCAAAGUUGAGAUGUGUCACUGCUGCACUGAGCUGAUGAAGAGGCUUGAGUACUCUCUGGGAGGCUCAGCUGUGACAGAAGCACUGCCACUGUCUACCGAAGCUGAUCCCAAGACACUAAUGUGCAGAGUUUAACACAUGCUGGACAGGGCGCCUGCUUGUUGGAACCAAGGCUACCCGUUUCCUUAAUUCCAAGCCAUGAAUGAAUCCAGGUGGACUGAAUGGAGCAUCCUGAACAUGAGCAGUGGCAUUGUGAAUGUGUCUGAACGUCACUCCUGCCCACUUGGAUUUGGCUACUACAGUGCAGUGGAUGUGUGCAUCUUUGAGACCAUUGUUAUUGUCUUGCUGACAUUUCUAAUCAUUGCUGGGAAUUUAACGGUCAUCUUUGUCUUUCACUGCGCUCCACUCCUGCACCAUUAUACUACCAGCUACUUUAUUCAGACAAUGGCAUAUGCUGAUCUUUUCGUUGGAGUUAGCUGCUUGGUUCCUACUCUCUCACUUCUUCACUACUCCACAGGUAUCCAUGAGUCAUUGACUUGCCAGGUUUUUGGAUAUAUCAUCUCCGUUCUAAAAAGUGUUUCUAUGGCAUGUCUUGCUUGCAUAAGUGUGGAUCGCUAUCUUGCAAUAACCAAGCCUCUUUCCUACAAUCAACUGGUCACCCCUUGUCGCCUGAGAAUUUGCAUUAUUUUAAUCUGGAUCUAUUCUUGCCUAAUUUUCUUGCCUUCCUUUUUUGGCUGGGGGAAACCAGGGUACCACGGUGACAUUUUUGAAUGGUGUGCCACCUCCUGGCUCACCAGUGCCUAUUUUACUGGCUUUAUUGUUUGUUUACUUUAUGCUCCUGCUGCCUUUGUUGUCUGCUUCACUUACUUCCACAUCUUCAAAAUUUGCCGGCAGCACACCAAAGAGAUAAAUGACCGGAGGGCCCGAUUUCCUAGCCAUGAGGUAGAUGCCUCUGGGGAGACUGGACACAGCCCUGACCGUCGCUACGCCAUGGUUUUAUUUCGGAUAACCAGUGUGUUUUACAUGCUGUGGCUCCCUUACAUAAUUUACUUUCUUCUAGAAAGCUCCCGGGUCUUGGACAAUCCAACACUGUCCUUCCUAACAACCUGGCUUGCUAUAAGUAAUAGUUUUUGUAACUGUGUAAUCUAUAGCCUUUCCAACAGUGUUUUCCGGUUAGGCCUCCGAAGACUGUCCGAGACAAUGUGCACGUCCUGUAUGUGUAUGAAGGAUCAGGAAGCACGAGACCCCAAACCUCGGAAACGGGCUAAUUCCUGCUCCAUUUGAAGAGAACUAUACAGAACUCAAAUGUAAUCUGUAGGAGUUUUGGAUUGUAUUCUUGGUUCAUCUGGAAAUUUGCCACUAGAGAAAUAUUUACUUGAAUAGUUGACUAUGAGAUGAAGGGACUAGAAGUUUCUUUUCUUUUUUUUUCCCCCCUCUUUUUCCAUGGUGGUGGUGGGGAACUAGAGAAAAGAAUGUAUAGAGGGCAAUCUCAUGAGAUAAUUAUAGUGUAUGAAUAUAAAUGUACAGUAAUAGCAAAAUUAAGCACGGAGGAUGAAAAAAGUAUUGAAAAAAAUAUCUCAGAUCUUCCACAGGACAUGAGCAAAGCCCCUCGGCAUCUGUCUUCUCUGGCUGAGCUCUCUCCUCUGUCUUUGCCUCUCAUUCUGUCCGUCUCUGUCUCUCUCACUCUCUUUGUGUUUGUGGAAAUUACUUACAUAAAUCGCCCUUUAUAGUAAAAUGCUACAUAUUAUAUAUGUGGCAAAGUACAAUUUUUUGCAUCAAAGUAUACUUUUAAACAUACUAAUCUGCAAUCCAUAAAUGGUUUCUCCAUGAAGGAUGUGUAGUAAGUAUUGUAUUUUAUUACCUGCCACAUAACCUUUUUGCUUGUGUUUUUAUAACAUCCACAGCAUAAAAUUUCCGUUAUAAACAAAAAGAAACAGUAUUUUUGUUUCUUCUGGGUAAAAUUAUGCUUAACCCUCCACCCCCUUUCUAACAGCCUGCUAUUUUUUUCUCUCUCCAUUUUUCUUGAUCUGUAUCCUUCAGUACCUUAAUCCAAAAGUGUCUUAGCUAAAGAAAGAAUCUACUAUAUAAA